This is a messenger RNA of Soboliphyme baturini, 243 nucleotides long. NCBI's taxonomy places the organism in Eukaryota, Metazoa, Nematoda, Enoplea, Dioctophymatida, Soboliphymatidae. The record is from the annotation of a GenBank genome assembly.
AUGGAUUAUGUAACCGGGGACUGGCGCUGUCCACGAGUGGAGAAUUUUGAGGAGUUCGCAGAAGAGGAGAAUAAGGGACGGUCCGAACAGGUAGACCAGUGGUCAUCGAUGGCCGGGCGAUUGACGUAUGCCGGCUCACUGGCAAAGCUUGAACAAAUGGUAGUUGGCAGACAUUCUUUCGAUUGGUCACCUGGUCAUGGCCGCUGCGUAGAUACGACGGAAACGGUGUCGCAUUUCACCUAA